GUUUAUUUGUUGGCAAAUUUACGUUAGCCGUUGAUCAGAACGGCCAUCUAUUUAUCUUUCGCUCGCAAUCGCCACUGUACAGUAUGUCGUUAUACAGUUCCAGGCACGCAAAAUCAAUAGAAGCAAUGGUUGAUAGUAGCUACCACAGGGCAACUCGCAUUUUCAAGUGCUCGCACAUUGUUUGUUGACCGGACAACUUCAAAAGGACACGGCAGUUCAACAGCCCAGCGGCUUCACCAGACGAGCAUGGUCGAACCUUACCGCCGUGUUCGCACCAACGUUCAAACGGUCCCAAUCAUAAAUGGUGAGCAAACGAUCGGAACUUGGAGUGUACCAAAAAAAAAUAUCGAUUAUAUACCCUACCUGGAAAAAUCCACCAAUUCUUUGUAAGUGUAUACACAAGCGUUUAGCACCGAAACAAACCUAGACGGAAUGGUAACAGGUAAAAAGUGACCACCGACAAGCGUUUUGCGCCAUUUCCGCGCUUCUACGUUGCUUGCAAAAUCCGUACACAUCUUCAGAACGAACCGGCCAUUUUGCGCUUGCGCAGAGUUGAAUGGGGUAAAUGAGUAAAUAAACAAAAUUAUUGCUCAAUGGGAGGGUAAUUGUUGGCUUUUUUUGUUGUUGUUGCUUUAUCUUUUCCUGUCGGCUUUUGUUGUAUGGCAGCACUUGUUCGUUUUUUCCCCCUUUCGUCGUCAACGUCAGAUACAUCUUUGGCACGUACGCGUUUCGCUAAUUGUAGGAAUGGUCUGUGGAGGGUUUUUGGUGUGCUGAAGGAGAAUAGAUUUUUUUUUCUGCUCUCGGAAACAACUUUGGCCAGCUUCCAUCCCAUCAAGUGGGGUCUUCUUCUCUUCUCUGCGUACUCUGAUCGAUUCGAUGUCAAUACGAAUGGGGUGCCGCGUUCGUUAAACAUUGCCACUAUACGUUGCGUCUGUUCUAUGGAGAACUCACUGUUGGCUUUUAUCCCCACUACCGGGCCACACUGUCCUGCUGUCAAAAUGAUCCAAAGGAAGUCUUCAACAUCGCACAGCACAGGGCAGAGCACUGGCAGAAACUUUAUAUAAGUACGUGAAGUAACCGCUUCUAGGUGAUAAUUGCGACACGUAACCGGCACUGUACACAGGUAUCCGUAAAAAUUCUCACCGUGCUGGGUAGCAAUAUUCCACGGUUCAUCAACGACUGGGCAGCAGGAAGUUAAUACCCCGAAAUACCCGGUAGUGGUGAAGACUGAUCACUAGUCGAACCGGAGACGUUCGUUAGACGUGAUUUGGGUGUUAUCGUAGGCACAAAACCCUCCAGCAGCAUGACAUUCUUUCAAGCGCUCGAAAAAUCAUCCGCAGUGGAGCUGUACACGUACAUCACGCUGCUACUGAUAUGUGUGCUGCUGUACAUCUUCUCGGACUAUUUAAAAAUAUGUACCCUCGCUUUCCGAUUGCCCGGUCCAACAGCGUAUCCCGUGAUAGGGAACUGUUUGGACAUUGCUAAGAAAGAUCUGAUCUCGCGCGAAAUGUCCGAGGCGUACAAAAACUAUGGCCCGCUGGCACGCGUCUGGAUAUUUGUCUUUCCCAUGUUUGUCGUGUUUGAUCCGAACGAUCUGAAGGCGAUCCUGUCAUCGAAGAAGCACACGAACAAAUCGAUGUUUUACAAGCUGCUGCACAACUUUCUCGGCCGUGGACUUAUCACCAGCAGUGGACACAAAUGGAGCUCCCAUCGGAAGCUGAUUCAACCGUCCUUUAACAUUGCGAUAUUGGAGAAAUUUAUCGACACGUUCACCGACAGUGCGUCAUCACUGAUCGAUAAGCUGCCGAAAGAGGAAACGAUACUAAACGUCACGGAGUACGUAAACAACUGCGUACUGGAUAUACUUAAUGAGGCUGUACUAGGAGUGCCGGUCAAAUCAGCCGAUAAGAAAGAGAUGGAACAGUCCCCUUUUAGACAAGGAAAGGUAGUGGCACCGUAUCGUAUCACCCAUCCGUGGCUGUUGUUCAACUCGAUCUAUAAGCUGACUGAUGCGGCAACAGCAGAACUUAACCAAAAGAAACAACUCGAUGAGUUCUCCAGAAAGAUGAUCCGUCGUCAGCGGGAAAUACUGAAGACACUGCUACCGUCGGAUAGACGAUGUCUGUUGGACUUUAUGAUUGAAAUCUCGAAUGAAAAUUCCGACUUUACCGAGGACGACAUCAUCGAUGAGGCGUGCACGUUUAUGUUGGCAGGACAAGAUUCGGUAGGUGCCGCAGUUGCCUUUACACUGUUUCUGCUUGCCCGCCACCAGGACCAUCAAGCGAAAUGUUACGAAGAGAUCCAGCGACACAUCGGUACCGACGGCUCCAAACAACCGACCGCCGAAAGCAUCCGCGAGUUGCGCCAUCUUGAAGCGUGCAUUAAGGAGAGUCUCCGGCUCUACCCGAGCGUACCGUUGAUGGCACGUAAAAUUGGUGAAGAUGUCCGGGUGGGCAAAUACAAUAUGCCGGCGGGGACGGAAAUCCUCAUCCUACCGUACGCAACGCAUCGGCUCGAACACAUCUAUCCCGAUCCGGAACGGUUCGAUCCGGAACGGUUUGGUGAUGGGGCACCGCAUCAGAAUCCGUACGCAUUUAUUCCGUUCAGUGCCGGGCCACGGAACUGUAUCGGGUACAAAUUUGCGUACAUCGAGAUGAAAACGAUCAUUUCACGGGUGUUGCAACAUUUCCAUCUUACACCGGCACCGGGCAAGGAAGAGAUACAGCCAAUAUUCCGCAUGACGCUACGAGCGAGAGGUGGCCUUUGGGUGAAGAUGACUCCAAGGAAAACUGUUUCAUAGAGAAACUAUACAGAAGGAGUUUAUGUGCGUGCGCGUGUCUUGUGUGUGUCUGUGUGCGUGUGAGUGUGAAAGUGGGGAAACGGGAAUCUGGAUCCUUCGACGAACGGUCCAGAUUAGGAUAGCUUAUAAUAAGCGGUCAGGGAAGCAAUAAUAAAUUAUGUCAUUAAUUUUAUCUACAAAAAA
Anopheles funestus (African malaria mosquito) is the source of this 2983-nucleotide messenger RNA. It is a transcript of the gene Cyp4aa1, whose product is annotated as probable cytochrome P450 4aa1. The record is from RefSeq and is a predicted model, not a curated record. The transcript has 8 exons. NCBI's taxonomy places the organism in Eukaryota, Metazoa, Arthropoda, Insecta, Diptera, Culicidae. The coding region runs from base 1304 to 2800 and encodes 498 amino acids. Gene Ontology annotation, molecular function: heme binding; oxidoreductase activity, acting on paired donors, with incorporation or reduction of molecular oxygen; monooxygenase activity.